Molecule: messenger RNA, 3303 nt
Organism: Solanum dulcamara
Lineage: Eukaryota; Viridiplantae; Streptophyta; Magnoliopsida; Solanales; Solanaceae
Exons: 5
Coding region: 1038-2855 (605 amino acids)
Source: RefSeq, a predicted model, not a curated record
AACGGAGUACUAGCAUUUUUAAUUUUAUUUUUUUUCCUUUUCUUUUCCCCAUUUUCUGGUAUUUGUUUCCGUUUAUAUCUCAAUUUUAUAUUUUGUGAUCUCCAAAUAUUUCAUAUUCCGCACCACACGGAUGCAUAAAUUUCUUCCUUUACACGCACAAGUGUUUCUCUUUCAUAACAACUCUUCAAUAUUCAGACUUAUUAAUCUCUUAAUUGUUAGUAUAAAGUUUAUUUAUCAUUAUCUAUUCGGGAAUUUCUCCAUAUAUACUUUGAGAAAUACAAGGAAAAAAAAACCUACCAGGAACUGAAUUGGGUUCUAUUUUGAUUAUAUUCUUUAUUGGGUUUCAUUCAAUUUUUUUUGGGUAAUUGACUGUUCUUUGCUUGCUAAUUGUUUUGAUUCUUGGGUAAUUUUUUUUUUCUGAUUUUUGGAGGACAAAGUUCUGUUUUGGACUAUAUGUUCUUGUGAAUGGUGUCCUAUAUUGGUCUCUUUUGCUAGUUUUGAAAUCUAGGGUUUGACUGUUUCCUUGUUACCUGUAGUGGGUCGGACUGUUUUUCACCGAGAAAUUAUAGUUUUCUGAUUUCUUGGUUUAUUCUUUGGUGUUACUGAUUGAAAUUUAGUUGAUGAUAUGUUGUGCACAGAAUGAAUAAUCCCUAGUUGAAGUUUGAAAUCUUUUAUUUCAUGGGUGGUCUCUUUUUGAAUUAUAUAGGGUUCUGAACAUUUUUAAUCCGACCACUAUAGACUGAUUUUGUUUUCUAAAACCAAUUCAAUGAGAAAUAGGGGGAGCGGAGAGGGAUAGUCGAAACGUAUAAAUCUCGGGCUGGAUUGACUCAUCUAACCCACCCUUCAGGAGGUUUUUCCGAAGUUGGGUAUUCCUUUUUAGUGUGAUUGCUUAUAGGAUGAAGAUUUUGUGUCUUUUGGUCCAAUUUUUUCAAGAGAGAAACUGGUUUUGCUUGGAGGAAUAGUACUAAAGUAGGUUAGGAGUUGCACUGAAGAAAAGUGUGGGUUUUCCUUUCCCCCUUUUUAUUCAUGUUUGGAUAAUGUCCAUUAAUAGUGUUAUGGAAACAAGUGAGCCUACAUUAGCCCCCCAAUGGUUAAGGAGCAGUAGACAUGUGACAAACUUCGUCUGUGCGUCAUCCCCGUUGCAUCCAGAUGAUCCCGCCCCAUCUAAACAUGCAAAUAAGAGAUCACUGUCAGUGAAUAUGGACAAUAAACAUUGGAGGCAUCCUGCUGCAUCAGAUAGAGCCAUCUCAUCACAGACCCGGUGGAGCCCCAACAGUAGCACCUCCCCUAACUUUCAAUCUUACAAUAGUUUUAGAAAUCAUCAUCAUAGAGACAUGGAUAAAGACAUUAACAAGUACCGAGAGACAUCAACUUUAAGAAAUCAUAAGUCUAGGGACUUCUCUGAUACUUCGAGGAAACAUCACUGGGAGGAAGGGUUAAGACAGUCACAGUCAAUGAUUUCUGGUAGAAUUAAUGAGAAAUGGCCUAUGAAUAUGAGUAAUGUUGGUAAGAUCAAACUAACCGACAACAAUGGUGCACUUGCUUCCGUUAGUGGUGCUGAUAAAGCAAUUGAAUGUGGCAUCCGACCCCUAGUAACUGAAGAACGACAAGCAUCACCUGGUGCUGAUAAAGCAAUUGAAUGUGGCAUCCGACCCCUAGUAACUGAAGAACGACAAGCAUCACCAGGCCUUGGAAGAGUCGGAUCUCCUGGUUUGGGUACCAUGACUCAGGGUAUACCAACAAGUCCAUCAGGCACUACUGGCAAUAAGUUGGCAUCUGCUCUAGCAGAUACUCUGGCUGUGGCCGGUAAAGAUAACUCUGGUCUAUCUUCCAUGAAACGAGCUGCCUCUUCUGGACCUUCUUCUCCAAUUUUUAGCAAGUCAAUUGGCAGGGGUCUUAAUAUGGCUGAAACUGUUGCGAAGGGUCUUCCUUGUGCUCAGACUAGUUCCCAGCUAUCCCAAGCAAAUCAACGACUUGAAGAGCUUGCUAUGAAGCACUCUAGACAAUUGAUACCAUUGAAACCAUUGGUAGCUAAGGCCUCGGUGCCAAAUCCUUCUGAUAAACCAAGAACCAAGGUUGAGUUGCGGCAACAAACUGUCUCAUCGUCUCAUCCUGUCAGUCACAGUCUUUCAAGCAUCUCAAGCAGGCUUCAUGUCUUUAAGCCAACAAGAGAGAGGAAUGGUGUUUCUUCUGUUGUGAACUGUAGCUUGAGCCCAAAUACACACAGCAAAGGGCCAAAUGCGCUUUUGGCCGUUCCCGUGUCUGCUUCUACACACAGUCCAGCAAAUAUUGUAGCUUCCUCGACCUUUGAACCCAAGCCUGUUGGGACAAUGAUGCAAAAGAAACUAUCAUCCCAAGCUCGGAGUCGGAAUGAUUUCUUCAAUCUUAUGAGAAAGAAAUCUAUUGGAAGCAGUUCAGCUGUCAAUGUUGAAGGAUGUGCUGUAUCACCAUCAUCUUUAUAUAACUCUGGUGUUUCAGAAGUUUUGACUGCACAUGGUAUCGGUCAGGAUCAAGACGCCUCACUAUCUGAUGAGAUCCUUGGGCAAUCAACUGAGACCAUGGGUGAAAAUACAUGCCGCGACUCUUCUGACGGAAAUAAUACCGACAAGAGUUUUUCAAAGUCUGAUGCAAUCUUGUGUUCAGACGAGGAAGAGGCUGCACUUUUGCGUUCUAUGGGCUGGGAGGAAAAUGCUGAUGAGGGCGGCCUUACAGAGGAGGAGAUAAGUGCCUUCUACAAAGAUGUUGCAAAGUGCAUCAAUUCGAAGCUGUCAUUUAAGACAAUGCAAGGCGUACAAUCUAGGUUUCUGGUGCCUCUCCACUCUGGAAUUGGAGAUGUUGGUGCCAUUUCUUCUUGAUACAGCUCAUCCCAAAUGCUAUACCAAAAUGGUUGAUGAAUUUUGUCGGUACUUUAUUAGAAAUGGGAAACUUUUCUGAUCCUUGUCUUGUUCGUUGGAUAGAUUUUGUGGGAAGCAAUGAGAAUAGAGAAGGCUAGGCAGUGUUUAAUGUGCUUUUCCAGUCCUGUGGAUGGAUUCUGAUUGGUUUUGACACCUUUAUACUUCAUAGACUCUGGUUAUAUAGAUUGUGCCUUUGAUAGGAGGGUUGGAAAAUAAUUUCUUAAGAAUGACCCUAUUAAUUAGUGUUAGUUAAAAUAGCUGCUUCAACUUUACAAAAGAAAAUUGUUGCUAGAAAUCAACUUUGCUUGGAUUGAAAUUAUGAUAAUGUGUAUGCAGCAUGUUGAAAAUGUUAGGAUUUGGUAUUGUAUCUUUAAACAAGAGGUUGGUACAAACAAUUAUUCUGCUUCUU